AUGGGUCAACAGCUUUCUUUGACUAAUAUCAAAAUUCCUGAUUUACUUGCAACAAAUAAUCAACAUUCCGAUAAAAUAUUAUCCAAUGGUCGAAUAGAAGAUGUUCAUUUAUUUUUACCAUUGGAUAUUAUCAAUGCAAUCAGUAAAAGUUCAAUCUCAUCUUAUGAUCAUGACUCUGAUCAAAAAAGUUCAAUUGAACUACCAAUUACGAAACAAACAUUGAUCAAACAUAUUCGAACUGAUCUAUCUUUACUAACGAAAUUAUCUGGACUAGAUGAAUUGAAUACAGAAAUAGCAGGAAUAAUUCAACAAGUAUUCGAUCAUAUUACAAUAACAAAUACAAAUCUACAAAAUGCUAUGCAAUCGAUCAUUGACAAACAACAACAAUUGAAAAAUUCCUAUGUUGAAAAAUUGAAGGACGAUAAAAAUGCAACUACUUCUAUAUUUUCUCAACCAUUUAUCGAUUCUUCGAGUUCGGAGAAAGUAUCAAAUGAAAAUCAAAUAAACAACAAUUCAGUUAAACAAAUACGGUUACAUCAAUUUCAAGCUGAACAACUCUCGUUUUUUGGUGUUCAAUCGUUAAUAUCCAUGCUAUUGAUAUUACUCAAGUCAGUACAAAAAUAUGAUUCCACUAUUGUUCAUCAAAUGCUUAGCUUGACAAAUCAACUUGUUGAACAAAUUCCAUUGCAUUAUCUUUCAUCAGAUGUUUACAAAAGAUCAAGUAAUUUGUUUAAAUCUUUAAAACCAUUGACCAAUUAUAUCAACGAUUUAUCGAUACAAACGGAAAUUGAUCCUAUUGCAGCAAAUCAAUCGAUUAAAAUCUUAUUAAAUUUUUCAGUUAUCAAAGGAUCAUUGAAAGAUGUUCUACCAUUAAUUAGAAAAUUAAUUUUCAAUACAACUGAUAUUUAUGACAUACGAAAAUUAUUCGUAAUAUUAAAUAAAGAUUUAACAACAAUAAUAGAUCAAUUCGAAAAAGAAAAACAGACAUCAGCUGAAACAACAACAAUUAUACCCCAAAAUGCUGCAGAAAAUAGCAAUGAGGUAUCUCAAGAACAGGACAAGACAGAAGCAACACUAUCCACUGACCAAUCAUCCGAUAUGGAACGCACAUUUUCGAUAGCAUUGGAAUAUCUCAAAUCAAUGGAAGUAUUUCCAAGCAUGCAAUUAAUAUCAUUAAAUGAGAAGAAAUUCACUGGUCAAUUCAUAUCUUCAAUAUUACUUGUUCAUAUUGAUUUACAUAAUCAACUUUAUUCGAAAUCACAAUAUGAACGUAAUUCUAUAGAUGGUUCGUUUUCAUUCGAAUUUGAACCAGAAACAUUCAAAUAUUUAUAUGAAAUAAUCGAACAAUUGAUUUUCAUUCAAUCAUCAUCGAAUCAUCAUCUCGAAUAUAUCGUAACUGUUUGUCUACGACUAUUUACAACACAUUUAAAGUUUUUGAUGGCUUCAAAUAUUGAAAAUUUUCAUGAUUUUUUAAAUGAAAAUGAUAUUGAAAAAUGGUUUACAUUGAUAUUAAAAUUAGUUCUAGAGGAUAAAUCAGAAGAAAGAAAGAAAGAAGCAUCAAAAGCUUUGAUCUAUUUGAUUGACAAACAAACAUCAUCAUUUGCCAGAACAUUAUCAUUCAUUCAUACACAUAUCAUGGAAAAUAAACAUCCAAUAUUGAUUGAACAAUUAUUUGAUAAGUUAUCUAAAAAUGUAUUUAUACAUCAAUGGAUUGAAGUUUUAUGUAAUGAUCAUCAUGCUGAAGAUAAAACAAUAGCUUAUACAAUUUUACAUUCAUUUCUUGAUAUUGUCUUAAAACCAAGUUCAUUAGAUGUUGAAAAAGUCAAUCAAGUAUGUAAAAUUAUACUUAUGUUUCAAGAAUUACUUUUGGUUCACUUGAAUAAUCAACCUAUUGAUAUAUCAGAUGAACUUGAAUCAUCUUCUUUAUCGAUCCUUGCUAUCGAAUAUACAACACAUGUGAUUAAAUAUUGUAUUAAACAAGAUAUAAAAAGCAUCCUAUUAGAACCACUUCUCUUUGGUUUAUGUACUCUUACAGAAUCAAUAUUUAAUUUUGCUAUCAUACAACCAAUUUUUGCUACUAUUCUACCUAUAUUUGCUGAAUAUCUAACACAAACAACCAUCGAUGUAAACAUUAUAACUACUUAUUUAAUUCCAUGGCUAUUUGGAAAGAUGAGUCAUCGUCUUAUUGUUGGUCCACAACAAAGUCCUUUAGAGAAAAAAUAUACUACUACAUUAAAGUUACCAUUAUUUGCUGGUGGAUAUGAAACAAUGACAAUAGAGAAUAAUUCGUAUUUAUCAAAUUUAUUCAAAUCUAAUUUAAGUACUUACAGUCAUUUUGUAAUACCUUAUCGACGACAACAAUCAAUAUUAGAUAGUGAAUUUUUACUUUCAAUUUAUAAUAAUAAUGGUCAAGGUUCACAAUUAAUUUCAAAAAUGAAAUUAUUUAUUCGAGAUAAACAACGUAUCUUACAAAAAUCAAUUGAAAUUUUUGCUAAUGAUGCAUGUGCUGCUAUAUUUGCUGUUUAUAUUAAACAUUAUCGUCGUAUUGAUCUAGCUCAACAUGAAUUAACUCAAUCAAUCGAUCAAAAACCACAUAAUAAACUUCUUUCACUCUAUGAAUAUGCUAAUCAAGUACGAACGAUUUUUGCUACGACUAAAGCUCGUGGUGGUGAUUGUAAUGAACUUUUUAAACAAAUUAAGAAGGAUACAUUAUUAUUACUUGUAUCAAUUAAAGAAAGUUCAUUUAUUUCAACAAUUAAAGAAGAUUUUUCAUUACCAAUAAUUACUACUACUAAUAAAUUUAAAGUACAACGACAAAUAUCACGUUGGACAAAAGCAAAAUAUAUUAUUCGAUUACUUCGUAAUGCAUUAAAUGCAUGUAUACGAUUAAAAUAUAUAAUGUUAACAAAAAAACAAGCUAUUGAACAAAAGAAAGAUAGUGAAAGUGUUAUGCAUCGUGCUAUUGUUAGUUGUUUAUAUGGAAAUGAUAUAUCAACAUCUAUGAUUAAUAAUGAAUUUAAAAUUGAAUCUAAUGAAGUUGUAAAAUGUUUGAUUCGACAAUAUCAACGUGCUAUGACUAGAUUAAUUACAUAUAGAUUUAUUUAUCAAUUUAUUGAACAAUUACUUAAUAUCAAAGAUAAUAAUCGAAUUAUAAAUAUUCUUAUUAUGAAUUUAACAAAUUUAAAAGAUAAUAAUAUCGAUUGGCAUUAUCUUGAAAAUAUACAAGCAUCCAAUAAUCAAUUGAAAGAAGAUAUUGGAUAUCGUUAUUAUUCAAUUAUCAAUAAAAUUUUAUCAUUAUCAAAUGAAUCAAUAUUUGAAUCAAAUAUGAAAAUAGUAAUCAAAUUUUGUUUGUUUAAUUUAAUAAAUCUAUCCUAUGAUUCAAUGGAUUUGUGUCAUUUAAAUCAUUUUCAAUUUAUUCCACAAUUAUUUAAUUCAUUUGUUACCUUCGCUAAAAUGGAUUCGAUUACUAUCAUUUCAACGGAUAUGAAACUCACGGCAUACAACUGGUUUCGUCUAAUUGUAUUGAGAUUAUGUGAAAAUAUUGAACUGGAAGAAUUGAGAAAUACACAUUUUGGUAGUCGAAAAUUUCAUCAUAUCUUACAACAACAGCGUGAUUUCAUAUUUAACCAGUUAAUUUUAAGUGAACUCAAACAAUUACAACAAAACCAAUUAAUAACAAAAUCCGUUCGAGAAUGUGAAAAUCCAUCAUUAAAAAAUGCUUCCAUCGGUUACUUUAUAAUAAAAGAACCAUCAAUAGAAUCAUCAUCGACAUCCAAUAACGAUGUUUGUAUUAAUCAAUAUUUAAUGCUUCUACUUCGAUGUAUUCAUUUGUAUGAUCAUGUUCGAUCGAAUUGUGCUACUAUGGAUUAUAUCCAACAAUUAUUAAAUUUAUAUCAUCAGAGUCAAUAUCUUGAUACUCGUCUACUAACAUUGAAAAUUCUACGUGAUCUUUUAGUAUUCUUACCAGAGAAUAUGAACGAAACAACAUGUCGAUGUUUUGUUGAGAAGUUAUUAACAGAUAUUUUAUUUUCUAUUGGUCAAAAUUUUAAUUUAUUUGAAACUAACAAAAUAGAUCUUGAUAUAAUCAUUGAAUUUAUUUAUAUCUAUCGUACAUUAAUGUCACGAAAUUCACCAUGGCAAAAAAUGGCUACGAAACUAAUUAUCGAUGCAAUUAAAUCAAGUAUAAAUUUCAAUAUGACAUCUCUAGAAUCUGUUGAAUUACGACAAAUGAAUUUCUUUCUUGCAUCAUUAUGUAUCUUAGGUGGUUAUGUACGACCAUAUUGUUUGGGAUCAACUGUAGAAAUCUAUGCAGCUGAUAGAAGUAUCAAUGAAUUUGAAUCAGCAACUAUCAUUGAAAUCAAUAAAAGCGCUCUUGAAUCUGAUUCAUCUGAUGUUACACCUUAUUUCGUACAAUAUGCUGCAACAAAUCAUACGGAAUGGGUUUUGUCGAAUCAAUUGCAUACUAUUACUGAUGUUUUACCACCUAAUCUCUCACUUCUACCAAUAGAUAAUGCUGUUCAUACUAUUCUUGAUACAUUGGGAUAUCUUGCACAAAUUGAUACAUCAAAAACUGAGUCAUUGAUGUUAUUACAAAUAAAACGUCGUGCUAUAACGGCAUUCUAUCCAUUACUAAAUAAUAAAACAUGUGUCGAGAUUUUCAUGCAAAAAUCUUAUGCAUCUGUUAUUGCUAAACUAUCAAUAUCAGUUGACAAUAAUGAUUCAAUUCAUAAUACAAAAUCGGAUGAUUUACGUUUGUUUAAUCGACUACAUUUAGAACAAUAUAAUUUAAGUUUAGAUAAAUGUGAAAGAACAAAACAAAUAGUAGAAGAUAAAUCUGAUAUUGUUCGUAAUAUAAACGUAUGGAAUCAAAUAAUAAUCAAUCGUGAUCCUAUUAUUGUACAAAAUCUUUCUACAAUGAGUUUGAUAAACGAAGGAUGGAAACCGAUUGCAUUUAAAAAUGAAAUAGACUCUUAUAAACGGGGUAGAAUUGGAAAUGAUGAAAUUCGUAUUGUUUCUUUACCUGCUAAUGAUAGUUUGCCAGCAUUAGAAGAAUGUGGAGAUAAGCAUAAAUUUAAAGGACGAGUUAAUAUAACCGAUGAUAAUGGAAAUAUUCGAUAUCCGACUUUUAUUGUUGAUGGUAUACAAGUAAGUGAAGGAAAAUGGUAUUUUUGCGUUAAAAUUAUAUUAGGUGGUGCAACACAAAUUGGUUGGGCAACAAAUGGAUUUACUCCUGUUCCAGAAAAUUCAAAAGGUAUUGGUGAUGAUACAUUUUCAUGGGGUUAUGAUGGAUCACGAGGAAUUUGUUAUCAUAAUCAAGGAACUAAUUUUUGUGAUGAAAUUCGCUGGAAAGCCGAUGAUGUAUGUGGUUGUGGUAUUGAAAUCAAUAAGGAAAAUACAACUAUCAAAUAUUGGUUAAAUGGUCAAUUUUUAGGUACAGCAUUUUCACACUCAGAAAAUAAUAAUAUUGAAUCAAUUAUCAAAACAAAUUUAUUACCCAAUGGACUUAGUACUACUUAUUUUCCUGGUGUUACUGUACAAGUCUAUAGUAGUGUGGCUAAUACAGGUGCUUUUGAAUUUAUAUUUAGUCCAGAAGAUAUGACUCAAUGUCCUUUACCGACAGGUUACAAGCCAUUAUUAAUGCCAAAAUUACUCACAAUGGAAAAUGUACUUGUAGCUUAUCCGUUUAGUGCUUAUCUUAUUGGUAAUGAUAUUCAUCAAUAUUUCUAUACGAGUCGAUGUUCAAAGGAUGAUUCAGUUGACAAGAAAAUCUCUUUAAUACGUGAUUUUGUCAAUGAUCAUCAUUUCAAAGUUCCAUUCAAUAUUGAUACGAUAGUAACUGAUCAACAUCUAUUGAAGAUAUCAGAAAAAAGUGAUGGUUUUCUAUUAUCAAUUGAUAAUUAUCAAUCAUUGACUAUUAGUUUUGAUUUUGAAAUUAUUUCAACAGAUGAAAUACAAAAUCAUCCUGAUGAACUCGAUAUUGUAUUAUUCGCCAUAGAGAACGAGACAUUUUCUAUUCGAAUCUGUAUGAAUGAUAUGAAUGAUGAUUUUAUUGAUGAAACAAUGAAAUAUCGUCAACGUGUAGCUAUUCUAUUUCAAACAAAUGAACGAACAAAAGUCUAUAUCAACAAUAAAUAUCAAAUAUUAAACUAUUGUCAUAGUUUUGAUCGAACAACAAAACCAAAAUUAAAUCUACAACUUUUGCCAUAUCUAAAUGUUGGAAUUCGAAAUUUGGGCACAUGGAAAUAUGCACUGUCCGAAGAACAUAUUCGACGUCUCUUCACCUAUGGACUAUUGUAUGUUGCCGCUGAUUAUCAAAAAAUCAAUGAAUAUCAAAAACAAACAAAUUCAUUGACAUUUACCGUAGAACAAAAAUAUUUUACAAAUGAAACAUUAGUGCCAUUCAAAGAACCAUUUGAAGAAAAUCUAUGGAAGAAAAGAAAACAAUGUAUUGAUUACGAUGAAUCGACCUAUUUCAAAGGAAUAUCAGGCACUAAUCGAUCAGUCAUACAAUUGUACGGAAAUAAAACUUAUCUAGUUCUAAAUACUGCAAAUCAAGUAUGGUCCGAAUAUACAUUAAUUCUUGAUAUUUCUAUACCCAAUUUUCCAUUAACUAAUGAUCCAUCAGUUACAUCGAAUAGUGAAACUCGAUUAACAUUAUUAACGUUGGAUACACAAUCAGAAAUUUAUAUAACACAUGAUGGUCAUAUUUGUCUAUCAGAAGAACAUCAAAGUUCAUCAAUAGUGAAAUUACAAGAAUACAUUCGUUUGAUCAUUUCCGUUCAAGAGAAAUAUGUUCAUAUUUAUGUGAAUGGUGCAUUAGAACUCAAUGCAUCAAUUACAGAUAAUCAAUUUGCAACGAAAUUGAAACGUAUUGAUCUAUUUCGAGAAAUAGAUCUGACUAAGAAUACUAUUGAUGAUGAUCAACUACGUAUUGAAUGUCGAUCAAUAACAUUUUGGAAUAAAUCAAUUGACAUUCUUCGUCCAUCAAUGGCAAACCUAAUGAAAUCAACUGAACAUUCCUUAGAUAAUCUAGUUGCUCCAACGUAUUCAAUUCUAUCAACAAGUCUCAUAGGUAUUGGUUAUAAAGAAGACUCAAUCAAAUACGUAAUGAAACAAUAUAAUACGACAAAUAUUCAGUUCAUCGAUGCUAUUCUACGAGAACAGUGUCAAGAAAUAGAAAAGACACUACAACAAGAGCAACAACAGAAAAAAAUCAAUGUAUUAACACGAUUGAAUUCUUAUGACGAUAAAGGAACAUUAGCAAUAUUAAUGAAAAUUGACAAUGCUAUCAAUGAUUUGUCAAUUUCAACAUCAUCUAAUGACAUGUUAUCUGAAACAGAAAAUGCUGAUGAUGAUAUGAUAUCUGAAAAAGAAUGGUAUCGUAAAGCUAUUCAUGGUGUAGGUAUUCAUGAUAAAUUAACAGAUUGGAUUCGAGAUAAAACAGAAGCACAUCUAUUAACAAUCGAAGAUCCUCACUUCAAACUUCUUGAUCUAACAAAACCAGAUUCUGAAGAAACAGCAAUUGAAUAUGAAUUAAAAAAGAAAAUGAAAAACUCAUUACAUUAUUUACAUCGACAAAUACCACAUAAAACUUAUAUUCAUUUACGUACAAAUAGUGAAUAUGGAUUAAUAACAAUCUAUGCACGUUAUACAAUAUUGAAUAUGUUAAAAGUUUGGUGUAAUGAUGAUCAUCCAAGUUUAUUUCCACUUUCGAAAUUUGGUGAUGGAACAUUUAUUGUAACAUUAUUACGAUUAAUGGAUUAUCAUCAUACAUGUACACGUACACAUGCCGAUGAAAAUAUUAAUAGAAUGAAAUUAUUAACAAUGUCAAUAUUAAAAGUUGAAUUAAAAGAAUUAUUGAAAUUUAUGAUACAUGAACAAAUGACAGUAGAAAUAUUGAAUAGAAAAGCUCCAUUAUUCUAUCAAUUACAAAAACAUCUUAUUGAAGAAUCGAUUCAUUUUCUUGCUGAACCAUCUUUAAUCUAUAUGAAUAAUUAUGAUGAUGAAACUAUUGAUGAACAAAUGUUAAUUAAACAAACAAAUUUAGAUUUUCUUCUAAAAAUUGUUAAUCUCUUUUUAGAAUUAUUAAUCGAUGUUGAAAUGAAAAAAUAUGAUAUUGAUCUGAUAAUUCAAUUAUUAUUUCCAGCAUUAUUUAUUAAGGUGCUAUUUGAUCUAUUUUUAUUAGUACCAUCACAUCGAUCGAAAAUAUUUAUUCUUCAUCUUUUUACCACAUUGAUUCAAAGAAGUGAGAAUUUCAAACUUCAUAACAAUAUUCAACAUUUCAUUCUACAACUUUUUAUUGAAUUAAUAACGAAUAAAACAUGUUUGGAUGAUUUAGCAUUGAAAAGUUUUCGAAAUGCUGUCAUGGAUUUAGCAUUUGCUUUAUUUGAAAGACAAAAAGAAUUGAUUUUAACAUUAAAUGAAUGUCCAUCAGAUUCACGCAAUCUAUCAAUAAUUCUCGAUGUUAUCAAUGUUUUAACAAAUAAAACAAAUCAAUCUCAAUGGUCCGAACUACUUCUUAAACCAUUGGAUAUUGUUUUAGGCGAAAAAUCUUCAUUGACCAAAGAGAUAGUUGAUCAAGCUCAUGUUCAUUUCGAUAAGAUUGCUGAUGAACAAUUAAUGAAAUUUAUGAAUUCAAAUAUUAAUCUCGAUUGGAAUCCAUUACCACAUGAAUCACUUAAUCAAUUCAUUGAAACUCUACCAGCCGCAUCUGUUCCGGAUAUGAGUAAAUAUGAAUCAUUUACAUGCUUAUGUGAUAUACCAUCAAUAUAUAUACAAACACGUGCUAAACUUUUCUAUUUAUUUAAUAUAUUUAUUAGUAAACUCUUACAAAUGAUUGAUUUAACUUUAUCACCAGGCACUAGUACUCUUACGGAUAGAAUUCGAGCAGCACGAAAUUAUAUAUUAUUUACAACAAAAUAUCACUUGUUUCAUGAUGCAUUAAAUAAAACAGCAAAUAGUUCAGGAUCAUCUGAAGAAGAUGUAAAAUUUGAUACUGUAAAAGCAAGUCUUGGUGAACAUCCUGAAGAUACAAUGUUCUAUCAAGCAUAUAAACAAUUGUAUCCUAAUGCAUCUCGAACAUUUCGACGAACGAAAGAUGAACAAGCUUGGUCAGCUACUUUUAUUGGCAUGUUUAGUACCGAUCGAGGUGGACCUUAUCGAGAUUCAAUUACACGUAUUUGUGCUGAUUUAUGUAGUACACGUUUAUCAUUAUUUAUUCUUUGUCCUAAUGGACGAACGAAUAGUGGUUCAAAUCGUGAUCGAUGGAUUCCAAAUGUUUUUCCACCAAAUCGACCUAUACCAGAUGAAUAUAAGAAUCAAUAUCGUUUUGUUGGACAAUUAAUGGGUAUGGCUAUACGUACGAAAAAUCUUUUAGAUAUUCGAUUUCCAAUUUUACUAUGGAAACAGUUAGUACAAGAAAUAAUUACAAUCGAAGAUAUUGAAGCAAUUGAUAUACAAAGUUUUACUAUUAUCAAUGAGAUGGAAGAAAAUAUUAAACAAGUAAAAAUUCUUAAUAAAUAUGAAGAAAGUGAUGCUAACAAUGAUUGUGAUUAUUUAUUCAGUAGUAUUAUGAGUGAACUUACAUUUGAUGUUAUUAGUUCAGCUGGACAAACUUAUGAACUUAUUCCUGGUGGUUUUCAUAUUCCUAUAACUGCUACUAAUUUUGAAGAUUAUUGUAUACGUUAUCGUCAAUAUCGUAUUAAUGAAUUUCAUCGACAAAUUGAAUUUAUUCGUCAAGGUUUAUAUAAUAUCGUACCAUCAGCUUAUUUGAGUCUUUUUACAGCUCAAGAAUUAGAAGAAGCUGUUUGUGGUAAAGGUUAUAUUGAUAUUGAAAUGUUGAAACGUCAUACAGAUUAUCAUGAUGAUAGUGAAUCAUCACCAUAUAUUGAACGAUUUUGGACUGUUUUAAGUCAAAUGUUUAGUGAAGAACAGAAAAAAUUAUUUUUAAUAUUUGUUUGGGGACGAAGUACAUUACCGAAUAGAGACGAAGAAUUUUCCACAAAUUUUACAAUUACUCGUCUAGAUUCCAGUGGUAAUGUCGAUGAAACUCUUCCAAAAUCGCAUACAUGCUAUUUUACUCUUGAUCUACCUCCGUAUUCAACUAAAGAAAUCAUGUAUGAACGUUUGAAUUAUGCUAUUACCUAUUGUUCCAGUAUCGAUACUGAUGGAACUAUGAAUUAG
This is a messenger RNA of Rotaria sp. Silwood1, 10182 nucleotides long. The record is from the annotation of a GenBank genome assembly. Lineage: Eukaryota; Metazoa; Rotifera; Eurotatoria; Philodinida; Philodinidae.